Messenger RNA from Ceraceosorus guamensis, 1333 nucleotides. RefSeq lists its product as hypothetical. Gene Ontology annotation, cellular component: Golgi apparatus; endoplasmic reticulum; COPII-coated ER to Golgi transport vesicle. The record is from RefSeq and is a predicted model, not a curated record. Gene Ontology annotation, biological process: endoplasmic reticulum to Golgi vesicle-mediated transport; intracellular protein transport; Golgi organization. NCBI's taxonomy places the organism in Eukaryota, Fungi, Basidiomycota, Exobasidiomycetes, Ceraceosorales, Ceraceosoraceae. The transcript is spliced from 4 exons. Bases 250 to 915 code for a protein of 221 amino acids.
CUGACCCUCAUUCGGGCAUCUCUCUGCAGCAACCUUCUCCUGGCUAUCAUAUGCUUUUCCACAUAGAGCGCCUGAGAAUCUUCCUCGCUGCACAUUCGAGUAAGCCUACGCUGUCCUACAGCUCCCUAAACUUAGUACCGCGAACUGGCGCCCAGGCAGGCUUAGGGAAAAGAGUCGACGUCCCAGUUGGCAACCGAGCCUCGACCCUCGCUUGCACUGGCGCCAAAUCUAGAAACCACAUAGACUACAAUGCGUUUGCCGACUCUGCGCUGCUUGCCUCUCUUGGCCCUGAUAGCUUUAUCUCUUCUGCAAACCGCUCAUGGACUCUACUUUUACCUAGACUCUGACGCCAAGAAAUGCUUCUUGGAAGAGCUACCAAAUGAUACAGUGGUGGUGGGACACUACAUGGCCGAAGUGUGGGACAAGGCGAGCGAAAAGUUCAUCAUCAAGGAUGAUCUGGGUAUUGCGAUUCAAGUCAAGGAAGUGCGCGAUGAUCACGUAGUGACGUCCACGCGAGGACCCUCGGAAGGGAAGUUUGCCUUCACAUCCCACGAGGCGGGAGACCACGAGAUCUGCCUUGCCGUAGCGCACGUAGGAGAAGCGCACGGGGGUCAUUCCGUUCGAAUGCACCUCGACGUAGUGAUCGGCGAGUCCAAGCCGGACAAUUCCUCGCGUGAUAGGCAGCACAUUGUGGAUCUGGCGGGAAGGGUCAGGAUGUUGAACGACAGGCUUAGGGAUAUAAGGAAGGAGCAGCAAUUUCAAAGAGAGAGGGAGGCUGAUUUUAGAGACCUUAGCGAACUCACUAAUAGCAGAGCUAUUUGGUGGAGCGCUAUUCAGGCCGUCGUCCUCAUCGCUACUGGCGUGUGGCAAUUGAGGCACUUGACAGUCUUUUUCAACGAAAAGAAGCUGAGAUGAGGCACUGGAGCAUGUCGAACGGGUCCGAAAAUGUUUCUCGCUGAACCUGUUCAUGAAGAGGGCGACACAGCGCGACAAUGCCAGAAAUUCACAUGACUUGCAGCGCAGAGAUCCAUCUUGAUGCGAGAACGCAACGUCUCCCUACGUUGCACCGCCAUCAUCGCAGAUGACAUCUCUGCUUCUUGACCACAAGUGGACCGGCGAUGCGUUGCAAAUGUUUGGCUCAGUUUCACGAUUGAGCUGCACAAGGGAUCGCCGGAACUCGUCCCGGACUGCAGUCACACUCUGCGAUAUUCCACAGCGGAUGCUGCCUUGCGUAGCAAGUGCGGACUCGUGCCAAGGGACACAAUGUGUGUCCUUGACACUUUCAAGCCCCGCGCAGCUUGUGACUGCUGAUCGCGCAGGGCUCGCUUCGGUC